Messenger RNA from Conger conger (European conger), 1692 nucleotides. RefSeq names its product serine carboxypeptidase 1 (gene scpep1). The transcript is spliced from 13 exons. Gene Ontology annotation, biological process: proteolysis. The record is from RefSeq and is a predicted model, not a curated record. Gene Ontology annotation, molecular function: serine-type carboxypeptidase activity. Lineage: Eukaryota; Metazoa; Chordata; Actinopteri; Anguilliformes; Congridae. The coding region runs from base 79 to 1398 and encodes 439 amino acids.
GCUGAUUCGAAAGUCAUGUGACUCGACCAAGCCGUGUGUGCCGCUCCUCAGUAAAUCUGGGUUGUAUUAUUCCAGAACAUGGAGCAUUUAAAGGUAGUCACGGGACUCCUCCUUUUCAUUGCCAUUUCUCCAGGUUCUCCGGGCACAGUGCCAGCUAAAGAAUCAUGGGGGUAUGUGGAUGUCCGCGAGGGGGCGCACAUGUUCUGGUGGCUGUAUUAUGCCAACGACGCGACAAGGAGCUACGAGGAGCUGCCACUCGUGAUGUGGCUGCAGGGUGGUCCUGGAGGAUCUGGCUGCGGCUUUGGGAACUUUGAGGAGAUUGGACCCCUGGACAGAGACCUGGCCCCUAGAAACACCACCUGGAUAAAGGCCGCUAGCGUGCUGUUUGUAGACAACCCCGUGGGCACGGGCUACAGCUACACGGACAGCGAGGAGGCCUUGACCACGGAUGUUGCCAUGAUCGCGGCGGACAUGAUGGUCCUGCUCAAAACCUUCUUUUCAGGAAAAGCGGAGUUCCAGAGCAUUCCCUUUUACAUCUUCUCAGAGUCCUAUGGUGGGAAAAUGGCAGCAGCCAUUGCGCUGGAGCUGACCAAGGCCAUUGAACAGAGGGCAGUUAAAUGCAACUUUGCGGGGGUCGCUCUGGGAGACUCAUGGAUUUCCCCUACGGACUCAGUGCUCACCUGGGGCCCAUACCUGUACAGUACAUCCCUGCUGGACGACCUUGGUCUGGUGGAGGUGAGCAGAGCUGCCAAGGCUGUGCAGCUGGCAGUGGAGCAGGGUCAGUUCCAGAGGGCCACCGAGCUGUGGUCCAUCACGGAGUCCGUGGUGGAGGAGAACACCAAUGGAGUAAAUUUCUAUAACAUCCUAACCCCUGACCCUGAUGAGAAGGUCAAGCUGACAGCAGAGACAGGAUAUUUGGCCGCACUGAAGCGCCGUCACGUCCAGCCUCUAAACAGACGCUCCCUCAGCCAGCUGAUGAACGGAAUAAUCCGGAAGAAGCUGGGCGUCAUUCCUAAGAAUGUAACCUGGGGAGGCCAGGCUGGGGAAGUCUUCACAAGCAUGGAAGGUGACUUCAUGAAGCCAGUGGUGGACAUUGUGGACCAGCUGCUGGCAGCGGGAGUCAAUGUGACCGUCUACAAUGGACAGCUGGACUUAAUCGUAGACACGAUAGGUCAGGAGCUGUGGGUAAAGAAGCUGAAUUGGGCAGGGCUCCCCGUUUUCUCCCAGGAGAGAUGGACAGCGCUGCAGGACCCGGCCGCCCCUGAACAAACGGGCGCCUUCUACAAGGCCUACAAGAACUUCUCCUUCUACUGGAUCCUGAAGGCGGGCCACAUGAUACCCUCCGAUCAGGGGGCCAUGGCCUUGAAAAUGCUGAGGAUGGUGACCCAGCAGGAAUGACCCCCCCCCUCCUCCCCCCCCCUCCCCACCCCCCACCCCACCCCUUUCAAAGACGCCAUCUGGAAUGGCCUGCAAACACUUGAAGACAAUCAACUCCGCUGCACUAAUUACCAAAAAUCACAAACCGUUUGCAAUGUGCAUGGCUCGCAGUCCCUCCUGUUGGUUUUAUGUGUUUUUUUUUAUGAUAAUUGGGGAUUUGUUUUUUUAAGUUGACAAUCUUUAUUUUUAACUAUCAUUGUGAUGUCUUCGUUAAUCUGCCUUGGUACUAUGAGGAAUAAAUCUCUUUUUUCUAUA